AAGACUUGUAGAUAACAACACAAGUCAGAAGUCCCAGUCUGUUAUCAUGCUGUCAAGCUACUUUACAUUGUUUGGAUUAGCUCUGAUAACCAUAUUUCAGGAUACUUGCAGUGCAAAAGAUACAUACAGUGCAGUGGUUGUGGAAUAUUCUCCAUCUCAAGACCCAUCAAUAGACCCAAGCACCAACAUCCUCCUUAAUGUUAUGAACUAUGGCCACAUCACCAACAUCGCUAAUGAAAACUUCUUGCCAGAUAUUAUUGUGUUCCCGGAGAUUGGUUUAAAAGGUUAUGGCAACCAAGAACAAUACCUGUUUAUUCCAGACCCUGAUGACAAAGUGAGACCAUGUGCUUACAACACUACUUAUGAAGCUCCAUUAGUGCAGCUGUCUUGUAUUGCUCGGGCCACGGAGACUUACCUGGUAGUCAACCUGGGAGAGAAAUAUUUCAACAUCUCUCAGCAAAAAAACGUUUACUUCAACACUGACGUUGUGUUUGACUCGACUGGAACAAUCAUUGUGAGGUACAGAAAAAUCCAUUUGUAUGGAGAAACAGGAAAGAGCCCUUCACCAAACAAAGAACUUGCAUACUUUGAUACAAAUUUUGGAGUCAGGUUUGGGAUAUUCACUUGCUUUGACAUAAUAUUUGAAGACCCUGGAGUUAUUUUGGCCAAUGAGUUCAACAUUACUCAUUUCAUAUUUCCUACGGCUUGGUUUUCUGAGAUGCCUUUUCUUACAGCCAUUCAGGAGCAGUUUUACUGGUCAUACUCUCAAGACGUGGUGUUACUGGCCUCUGGUUACAAUGAUCCGUCGGUUGGCAGCUCUGGUACCGGAAUCUACCUUGGACGUCGUGGCCCAGUAGCCUACAACAUGUCAGAGGCCAGACAAACAUUUAUGCUACAAGCCGACGUACCUAAGAAACUCCGAUCAGGACUAGGCACUGAAGAAGGCAAGGAAUUAUUAUCCGAAAUAUUAAUUCUGGAUGAUGAAAUGGAAGAAACCAAGUCAACAUUUCAGGAUACACCUGAAAACACUAAUAAAAUAAAACUAAAACUAGAAAAAGCUCUGAAAAUGUAUACAAACAAAAGUAUAAUUCCUCCUGAAUCACCAAUUCACAUUAUUGAUGGGAGGAGUUUCUAUGUUGACUUUACAGUUAAUGAGAAUAUCUGCCAAAACAGCUUGUGUUGUGUAUUCGACCUAGCUAUCAGAGCGGUUUUUAGUAAAUCCCACCAAGAAACCACAAGAGGUGAUGAUUAUUCACAGAUGUUUUAUCGUCUGGCGGUGUUUGAUGGGGUGCGAGACUAUGAUAGAGUUGAUUAUGGUGGGGUACAAGUUUGUGCGAUCAUUCCAUGUGCCAACUCUGACCACUCCUCUUGUGGUUUAAGGUCAGACGAUGUAUCAGCCAAGCCUAAUAUGUUGCUUGGGUUUUACCAAACCGGUUUUGUUUUUCACUCAAUUACAAUCAGAGGGGAUUUUUCAACCAACCACUCCUUUGUGGGCCCAAACAUUCUAUUGACUGGUCAAGGAGAAAACUUUGGUUCCCUCUUGCCUUCUGAAAGUUUCAAAUUCUACGAAGCACAUCCCUCAAGAAACGGUACACAAGUAAGAUCAUUUAAGACUUUGGAACCCAUUUCUAAUCUCGUGACCGCUAGUUUGUACGGAAGAAUUUUCUCAAGGGAUGGAGAAACGGAUCAAACAGUUCAGUCACGUGCAUUCAGUAGUUUGAUUUGUUUAACUUCAUCACUAAUUAUUUGUUUUACGUCAGUUGUACUAGUUUGUAACUGAUGGCUAAGUUGGUUUUUACCGCUAUUCAAUUUUUUUGUAAGUUGCUAAUUGAAUCUAAUUUUGAAAUAACCGAAUUAAUUGUUGGAUACCUACACAUUUAACGAAUUUAUAGAGUUUUUUUAGACUAGACACUCUUUAUGUGUUUAUUAUGAUUAUGUGAGAGCAGAAACUAUUAUAUCUUUUAAUGUAUGUAUGUAACUUUUUCUUAAGUCACUACUUUUAGAUAAAAAAUGUGUUAGAAUAUAAACACAUUGAAUAUGCAAUAUAUAGCACAUAGUAACUAAAACUUUGAAUAAACAAACUAUUUUCUACGCAAAUUGUCUUGUAUGAUUUAUUUUAAAAUCAUUAGUUUACCUGUUGUUAUUAUUGGUCUAAUGGUUUAUUAGUACAGACAAAAUAGAAGAUACUUAACCUCCAAACCAACAUACACAUAUAGUAUAGUAUUGAAAAAAUGUGGAAUUUACCAAUUAUAUAACCUCCUACAUAGUUUUAAAGAUUUAUAAAUGUUUGGGUUAAGUUAUUUAGAUUGAUUUUCCUUAAAAGAAAUGUGUAGUGAAGUUAUCAAAAUCCUAUAUGCAGUAAAACCUCACUAACUCGACACCCGGUUACUCGACAGCUGGUAACUCGACACCCGGUAACUCGACAGUCCUUUUAACUUGACAGUCAACAGCAGACAGUGGGCAUGUCUAGCUGGCUUUGCUUACUAUUAGGCCUCAUGUACGAUAUGAGCGGAAAGCGGUAACCUGAGCGGCACGUAAGCGGCGGUGGUGGACGAUACAAAGCGGCACAUUUAUAACGCUUAUCAAAUUUCCCCAUU
Molecule: messenger RNA, 2597 nt
Organism: Macrosteles quadrilineatus (aster leafhopper)
Lineage: Eukaryota; Metazoa; Arthropoda; Insecta; Hemiptera; Cicadellidae
Product: vanin-like protein 1
Exons: 7
Coding region: 47-1780 (577 amino acids)
Source: RefSeq, a predicted model, not a curated record